UCGGGGUAUCUGUUUAGCUUGUUCUGUAUUGAUGAAUCAUGAUGUGUAUGUAUUGGUAUACAGGCAGUAGCGAGUCCUGAUCUUGUCGUACCACAUCUUUGUACUGUCUUUGUAGGAGGUAUGAGUAGUGCCGAGCGCUGAAAUUGUAUAGUCGCGAUAUAAACGUGAACAAAACGAAGUAUAGCCUACUACAAGCAGUUGUACAGUAUUUUGAGGCCAAUUGCCACCGAGCCGCCGCAAGAUGAUUUCUUUCCGACGACCUAGUCAUCUCUUUCUAUUCAUGCAUGUAUUGAUCUUUGGACUCUGCAAGACUUCGUUUCCCCACGUCACGAAAGAUUGUAGCUUCAGCCAUGGCACCCAGGAAUCGAGAUGAUAACUUCAUGGACGUAGAUUCUGAUUCCGACAUCUCCAUGCUCGGUGAUGUUGAACACCGCGGGAAGGGAAAGGGAAAAGGCAAAACUACUGACAAGCGCAAGAAGGACAAAGGCAAGGCAAAAGCGAAGGAGCAAGCUUACACCUGGGAGGCAUCCUAUACGCGUUCAUGGGACACUGUGCAGGAGGACGAGGCUGGAAGUCUUCAGGGCGCGGUGGAGGAUCUAAUGGCGCGGGGGAGGCGAAGGAGGUUGCUUGCACCCGCUGCUGCUAUCCGCCGUGCGAUCAUCCGACAUCUGGUUCUCCUGCUCGACCUUUCAGCAGCGAUGAUGGACCGUGAUAUGCGUCCGACUCGCUUUGAUCUCAUGCUUCAGUACGCAAAGGAAUUUGUGGUUGAGUGGUUCGACCAGAAUCCUCUGGGACAGAUUGGCGUCGUUGGUAUGCGUGCCGGUAUUGGCGAAAGGAUCGGGGAGAUGUCUGGCAAUCCGCAAGAUGUCCUCAAAUGUCUCAGCGAUAGAACUCGACUUGAGCCCACGGGAGAGCCAAGCCUUCAAAAUGCCAUCGAGAUGGCACGGAGUAGCAUGAGUCACUUGCCAACUCACUCUUCUCGAGAGAUCCUCAUCAUCUUUGGCUCUCUGACGACAUGCGACCCUGGAAAUAUUCACGACACCCUAGAUGCCUGCGUAAAGAACAAAAUACGCAUAUCAGUUGUCGCACUUGCUGCAGAAAUGAAGAUCUCCAGGGAUCUAUGUGACAAGACUGGUGGUCAAUUUGGCGUGGCCAUGAACGAGGGACACUUCAAAGAUAUCUUGUUUGAGCUCGUUCCACCUCCUGCACAACGAGCUGUCGUUCGCGCAGGAGGUCCAGGGGCAAACCCAGCUGCCGACUUGAUGAUGAUGGGAUUUCCUACUCGACUUCCUGAUUCCUCACCACCAAGCUUAUGCGCCUGUCAUUCGGACAUGAAGAACGAAGGCUUCUUGUGUCCGAGAUGUAUGGCGAAAGUGUGCGAUGUUCCGACCGACUGCGACAUCUGUGGACUCAUGAUCGUGAGCUCACCCCACUUGGCACGAAGCUAUCAUCAUUUGUUCCCGGUAAAACCGUAUGAAGCUGUAACGUCGAUGGAAGGCGAGUCCGAGUCAACGGUUGCUUGCCACGCCUGUGCAAGGAUGUUUUCGACCUCCGCGUCAACUGCGGCAACUUCAGAGGGUAUCAGUCCCUGGGGUCGGUACCGCUGCCCCGAUUGUCACAAUGAUUUCUGUACAGAGUGCGAUGUAUUCGUUCACGAUGUUAUCCAUUGCUGCCCAGGAUGUGGCAAGUAGUAUAGUACGAUGUACAAAUCUGUUACUACUGAUUCACUGCAGCAAUGCAAACGACAAAUUACAAAAAAAUGGCUGUCGGACUCUUAUCUAGUAGUAAAGAUUGAUGGAGUUAAGCUUGCUUCGUGGCGGAACUAGAUCGGUCCCAGCAAUUCGGAUUGACGUAAAUGGGGUGCGGUCUUCAACGUUGAACUUUAAGUAACUCGAUACUUUUGUGUUUCUCUUCUCCUUGUUCUCGACUUCCUCCGCUGUUAUGCUGUUACUAUCUCUUACACUCUUUUUUUCUUCUUGG
Messenger RNA from Suillus subaureus, 1980 nucleotides. RefSeq names its product TFIIH basal transcription factor complex subunit SSL1. The record is from RefSeq and is a predicted model, not a curated record. The transcript has 7 exons. Gene Ontology annotation, molecular function: zinc ion binding. NCBI's taxonomy places the organism in Eukaryota, Fungi, Basidiomycota, Agaricomycetes, Boletales, Suillaceae. Bases 351 to 1691 code for a protein of 446 amino acids. Gene Ontology annotation, biological process: nucleotide-excision repair; regulation of transcription by RNA polymerase II; DNA-templated transcription. Gene Ontology annotation, cellular component: transcription factor TFIIH holo complex; transcription factor TFIIH core complex.